Messenger RNA from Daldinia caldariorum, 1429 nucleotides. RefSeq names its product mitochondrial carrier. Gene Ontology annotation, molecular function: ADP transmembrane transporter activity; FAD transmembrane transporter activity; AMP transmembrane transporter activity. Gene Ontology annotation, cellular component: peroxisomal membrane. Lineage: Eukaryota; Fungi; Ascomycota; Sordariomycetes; Xylariales; Hypoxylaceae. The record is from RefSeq and is a predicted model, not a curated record. The transcript is spliced from 3 exons. Bases 218 to 1171 code for a protein of 317 amino acids.
UCUUUUUUAACUUUUAUCAAAAGUCUACCUCCUAUCUUAUUUGCUGUUAUCUUCCAUAUUACUCUUCAUCUAAAAACAAACAAACAAACAAAUCAAAUCAAAAACUGUAUUAUAGAGCGAUAUCCAACCAAAGUCGCCAUCUCUUUUUAUUUUAAACCCCUUACGUAGCUGCACAAUAAAUUCGUAACUCGUCAAUCAAUCAUCACAUCACAUCACGAUGGCGUCGUCUAAACCCGGCGUUCCCCAGAACGACAACGUCGCACACGCCCUUGCCGGCGCCGGCGGCGGGAUCCUCUCCAUGGUACUGACGUACCCGCUCGUCACCCUCUCUACCCGAGCGCAGGUCGAGUCCAAGCGUGCCGAGACCAAUUUCCUAUCCGCCGUGAAGCAGAUCGUCGCGCGCGAGGGCAUCUCGGGGCUGUACGCGGGCCUUUCCAGCGCCGUGUUCGGCGUCAGCGUCACCAAUUUCGUCUACUACUACUGGUACGAGUGGACGCGCGGCGUCUUCGAGGCCGCCGCCGCCCGCGCCGGCCGCCCUUCCAAGAAGCUCACCGCUGUCGAGUCCAUCAUAGCCGGGGCCAUCGCCGGCUCCGCUACCGUCAUCCUGACUAACCCGAUCUGGGUCGUGAACACCCGCAUGACCACCCGCAAGGGCCAGCUCGAGGCGGAGGAGAAUACCGGCGGCGAGAAGAAGAAGCAACCGACCACCCUCGGCACCCUGAGCGCGCUCCUACGUGACGAGGGUCCGCAGGCCCUGUUCCGCGGCGUCGUCCCCGCUCUUGUCUUAGUUAUCAAUCCCAUCUUGCAAUACACGCUGUUUGAACAGCUAAAGAAUGCGUACGAACGGCGGCGAAAGCGCAAUGUUACUCCGACCGUGGCAUUCUUCCUAGGCGCUAUCGGCAAGUUGUUUGCCACCGUAAUCACCUACCCGUAUAUCACGGUCAAGAGUCAAAUGCAUGUUGCCGACGACGGCAAGAGGCGCGAAGGCAUGACCCAGGCCAUCCGACGGGUCAUCCAGGAAGAGGGCUAUUCCGGCUUGUAUAAGGGCAUUGGUCCCAAGAUUACACAGAGCGUCUUGACGGCUGCGUUCCUCUUCGCCUUCAAAGAUGUUCUCUACGAGCAGACAGUGAAGCUCCGGAGCUCUAUGGCUAAAAAGGCCAUCAAGGCAUAAACACCUACCUGUCUACACCCGGAAAUGAAUUUACUAUGGCUUGUAUGAGCUUCGGCCUUGACCUUGUACAUAUUGUAUCUUGUUAAAGAUGGGAGGUGCCCUUGCGCCUUGUUACUUGGCAUGAUUAGGAAAAGGUGACUUUGAUGGGCAGAUCAUGUUGGGAAAGCAACGGGGAAGGAGAAGCGAAGUGAGGAGAUAUCGUACCUGUUUCCAUGUAUCAACAAAGGGCAAUAUAUGCCCCCCAAAAGAAACCACGCA